AUGGCGAGCUGGUUCGACCCUCGACUGGCCGAACUCAACCUCCUGCCUACGCCCGACAACUCUCCACCCGUCGGAUUAACGGAGAAUGUCACGCCAGAGGCCCUGUCGUACCCGAUCCCAUCCGAUUUGCUCGAUUACAGCCUCCAUCAGUGGUCGAACACUCAGUUCUCGUCUGGUUUCGAUGCCGACAGUCCCGUCUCGCCUACCUAUGCCUCUCCGUCACUCGUCGGAUCGGGAGCCGACUUCAUCUAUAGUCAGGCCAGCCCGGAGGUACCCGAGCAGCAGUCAUCCAGAGACAUCGACACCGGCCUCUUUCACCAACAAGCAGACCAGAUGCCUGUUUAUGCAGACUUGCAGAACACAGUCAAUUCGGUACAAUCGCGCAAGCGCACGCGUGAUGGAGCGUCGUCUCUGACUGCAGCCCGAUCGACCCUCACGCCGGGCUCAACUACGCUGCAUAUUCCAACGGCCCCACGCGCGGACACACUCGCCAGCGUUGCUCCCGUUGACUAUGAUCGCCUCGAUGCUGCUACUCUCAAUGCCUACCUGGCAGAUCAUGGCGCUACUCGUUCAAUAAAGUCAUUUCGACCCACUCACUCAAGAGCGCCCAGUCAAGUCUCUGAGACCGAUCGGAUAUCUCCCGCCGCUUCUCUCAUCGAUAGGAGUCUCGGCUCUCAUUCGACAGGCGUGGGAACUGUAGCUCCCCUCGCGGGCAAUACAUCCAAUGCUGUCUCGCCUUCUGGGGCUAUCACGACCGUCUUGCCUUCUGGCGUCACUCUCGUCACUCAUCCUCGCAUGUCAGAGGAAGCCAUCGCUGCUGCCAACGCUGCUGCAGUCGAAGAAGAUCGCCGUCGUCGCAAUACAGCUGCCUCUGCUCGCUUUCGUAUCAAGAAGAAGCAGCGCGAGGCGGCACUUGAAGAAGAUGCAAAGAUGCUCAAGGCUCGCAUCGAUGAACUCUCGCAAGAGCUGCAAGAAGUCCGUUCGGAGAAUGCUUGCCUUCGUGACCUGCUCCUCAGUAAGAACAAGGCAAAAGGCGCUGUCAUGAACGGGCACGACAAGAGAGAAUCGCCUAUCAUCUAUACUCAUGACGAUGAAUUCGUUGCCGGCCAUCACAAGACGCUAGGCUUCUACGUCACCUGCAUAUUCCCUGCCGGCUUCGUCUGGGCAAUCACACCUGCAUGCUGGCUCUUCCUUGGCUGGCACUUUUUCAUUUCGCCUAAUCGGGCAGCUCCGCACAAUGCUUUCUAUACCUUUUGCUUCUACCACGCCAUCUGUGAAGCCCUCUUCUCGCUGUUCUAUCAGUACCUUUGCUGGAAGGGUAAUCAACCUGCCCAGCCCGUUCAGCUAGAUGAGGCGCACAUCAGAGGCAUCUUGCUCGAAUGCUUGUCUACUGGUAUCCAGAAAGAGACAGUCAAUGGCCGCAGACCGAGAACGACGGAGCCAGACUUUACAAAGGUCACGGACGAGUCUGCUGCUCAGCUCAGAAAGAAGCUUCGCAGCUGGUUCGCAGGCGCGCCGUACUCGUCCAUCAGAGAGGACAAUGUCAGGGAAUGGCUGGCAUGGGCUAUGGGCGGUGUGACGCUCGAAGAUGCUCGCAAGGAUCCGCAGACGAUGCGCUUGAUCGAGGAGACGCUCACUUGGGUUCAGCCCAGACUGAAAAGUCGAGUGCCGCCGGGCUACAAUCCUGACAUACGGUGCCUCAAGCUCACUCUCGAUAAGUUGCAAGUCAUGAGCCGCCCCCUGGGUUACUAUGUCGUCUGCAGCAGCGUCACUCUCUUAAUGUACGCCUGGCUCGUGCUCUUCCGAGGCUUCCGAUUCCGUCACAGCCACGGUCUCGAAUUCCUCGUCAAGCCGGCCACGUCCUCAGAUGCGCCGGGCGUCGAAAAGCGCAAGCUUCCCGUUUGCUUCUUGCAUGGCCUCGGUAUUGGGCUUGGUCAAUACGUCGAAUUCCUGCGGCAUCUGGCGCGUUCAGAUAAAGAAGUCAUCAUCUUGCUUCAGCCCAACAUCUCUGCACUCAUCUGGCAUCCUCGCUUCCUCAGUCCUCCGGACAAGCACGAGCAUGUCGCCGCCAUCAAGGAUAUCUGCGCUCGUAUGGACAUCAAGAAGAUGACCGUCGUAGCUCAUAGCAAUGGCACUAUGGUCCUGGGCUGGCUGCUGCGAGGCGCACCCGAACUGUGCACGCGCACCGUGCUCGUGGACCCUGUGUCUCUGUUGCUACACGAGGCCGACGUCUGCUACACUUUUGUGUACAAGCCCUGGCAAACUGGCCUUCAGGUUCUGCUCGGCUACUUUGUCGCGCGCGAACUCGGCAAUGCGCAUACGAUCGGACGGGAUUUCCAAUGGACCGAUAUGCUCCUGUGGGAGCAUGAGCUGCCCGACGUCUCGCCAGAGAAUCUGCACAUCGUUCUGGGCGACUCUGAUUUUCUGAUCGAUCCGGUAUCGAUCGUGCGCUACCUCAAAGAGUGCGGCAUCGUAGACGAGGCCAUCACACUCUGCCGAGGCUACAAUCAUGGGCAGGCUCUCAUCGUCGAUUCAGACGGCAUGAGGACCGUCCUUUCGCAUAUGUGA
This is a messenger RNA of Mixia osmundae IAM 14324, 2568 nucleotides long. RefSeq lists its product as uncharacterized. The record is from RefSeq and is a predicted model, not a curated record. Gene Ontology annotation, biological process: regulation of DNA-templated transcription. The transcript is spliced from 6 exons. Lineage: Eukaryota; Fungi; Basidiomycota; Mixiomycetes; Mixiales; Mixiaceae. Gene Ontology annotation, molecular function: DNA-binding transcription factor activity. Bases 1 to 2568 code for a protein of 855 amino acids.